Molecule: messenger RNA, 900 nt
Organism: Microsporum canis CBS 113480
Lineage: Eukaryota; Fungi; Ascomycota; Eurotiomycetes; Onygenales; Arthrodermataceae
Exons: 5
Coding region: 1-900 (299 amino acids)
Source: RefSeq, a predicted model, not a curated record
AUGGCGGGGCUUGACUACUAUGAAGAAUACCAGAAGGGCCUCCGCCACGCUCUAAGCUGGAAGGACCUCGCAGAGGAAGAGUAUUACACCGAGCCUACAACUCUUGACCAGCAAUAUAUACCGGUCUUUCAAGAGCUACAGACUAUAAAGAGACAGAGUAGAACAGUAGCUCAUAUUGAAGAAGAGCUCGGGCUUAAACUAAUGGACAGAUAUAUAAACAUGAGUCAAACGCCGACUUCAUGGAGAGGGGUUUGGUGUCAUCUCACUGGCGCAUGGUACACGGCCAAAUAUGUUAGAGCAGCCAAUCUAGUUCCAAAAACCCCGAGAGGUGAUGAACUAAAGCACCUCUUUGGAGUAGGGGAAGUUUUUCUAGAGGACCCAAGGAAUGGCAUCACCCUUUGGAGGACCCUUGAGCAAGGACUAGAUAAUGGCACUAUUGCUAUUAUCCUGAGAGCAGAGUUGGACGACGUUUAUGGGAACUGGGCGGCAAAGAGCUUACAUUCCUUACCGACAAUCGCCCCGCUAAGAGGUAUUGUCAGAAUCUGCCAUUCGGCCAAAAGGGCGAGCCCGCACCAAUUGGCGGCAGAGAGACUGGUUAUAUUUGACAGAUAUUUGUCCUUCCAUUUCGCGAUCACAUCCCUAUACGCAAAGAAGAGAGGUGACACUCAAUGGGUAGAAAAUAUCGAAAGCCGCAAGAUUCUAUGGGCAUCAAUGGGGCCAUACCUUGCAGUCUCUCUUGGGAGGGAUAUUUCCGGCCUCGAACUACCCAAUGAAUUUAUCAUGGGGAAAACAUUCGACUUGCCAGCACCCGCCCCUGAAAAUGACCUUGCGCUGGCUGCUAGUUUACGAGCAGCGAUGAUACGCUCGACACGAGCUGCAGAUGAGGGCAAUGGAAGAUGA